Camellia sinensis is the source of this 922-nucleotide messenger RNA. Its product is annotated as VAMP-like protein YKT61. Gene Ontology annotation, biological process: endoplasmic reticulum to Golgi vesicle-mediated transport. NCBI's taxonomy places the organism in Eukaryota, Viridiplantae, Streptophyta, Magnoliopsida, Ericales, Theaceae. Gene Ontology annotation, cellular component: Golgi apparatus; membrane. Gene Ontology annotation, molecular function: SNAP receptor activity. The record is from RefSeq and is a predicted model, not a curated record.
UUUGCUAUUGGAGAUAGUAGAAAUCGUCGAAACCAGUUUUCCAUUUUUAGAGAGAGAAAAUAGAGAGAGGAGAGAGAUGAAGAUCACGGCGUUGUUGGUGUUGAAAUGCAACCCGGAAGGAUCUGAUCCGACGAUACUGGCAAACGCGUCGGACGUGACCCGUUUUGGGUACUUCCAGAGGCCGAGCGUCAGGGAAUUCAUCGUCUUCGUGGGUCGGACCGUCGGAAAACGGACCCCACCCGGCCAACGUCAAUCUGUUCAACACGAAGAAUACAAAGUACAUUCGUACAACAGAAAUGGCCUUUGUACAGUGGGCUUCAUGGAUGAUCACUACCCAGUCCGAAGUGCAUUUUCUCUUCUUAACAAGGUGCUAGAUGAUUAUGAGAAGAAUUUUGGUGAUUCAUGGAGAACUAUGCAAGCAGAUAACGUUCAACCGUGGCCCUAUUUGAAUGAAGCACUCACUAAAUUUCAGGACCCUGCUGAAGCUGAUAAGUUGUUGAAAAUUCAGAGGGAAUUGGAUGAAACAAAAAUUAUUCUUCAUAAGACCAUCGAUAGUGUCCUUGCACGAGGUGAGAAGCUGGAUAGUUUAGUUGAGAAGAGCUCAGAUCUCAGUGCAGCUUCACAGAUGUUCUACAAACAGGCGAAGAAAACCAAUCAAUGCUGUACAAUAUUGUGAACUUCUGAAGGGAAGAGACUAUUGCAUUGUGGCAUUUGCUUGUUCUGUUGUUAAAAUUUUGUCGGAUCACGAAAUGGUGAUUGUUGUUUAAAUCAUUUAUUAAUUUGUUCGCUUGGCAGAAUUUUUAUGGAUUUUUCCCCUCUUGUAUCCUGAUUCUGAUAUUGAAAAAUGGAAGUGAGCCCGAAUCAUUUUACCAAUGCUUUUCUAAUCAUAAUAUCAGUAUAUAUAUCGUCAUCCUUCAUGAGA